Messenger RNA from Rhizoctonia solani, 993 nucleotides. Its product is annotated as cytochrome P450 family protein. Lineage: Eukaryota; Fungi; Basidiomycota; Agaricomycetes; Cantharellales; Ceratobasidiaceae. The coding region runs from base 1 to 993 and encodes 330 amino acids. The record is from RefSeq and is a predicted model, not a curated record. The transcript is spliced from 9 exons. Gene Ontology annotation, molecular function: monooxygenase activity; oxidoreductase activity, acting on paired donors, with incorporation or reduction of molecular oxygen; iron ion binding.
AUGUCUCACAUCAGACAUGCUGCAGGUGCGACAGUUGCUCGUCUGACUUAUGGUUAUACCCCCAAAGAAGAGGGGGACGAAUAUAUUAGUAUUGCCGAGAGAGCCAUGGACAAUUUUGCCCUGGCAACAACUCCUGGGUUAUUUAUUGUGGAUAUUUUUCCACUACUGAAAUACAUCCCAUGGGCUCCUUUCAAACGAACCGCCUCUGAAUGGCGUAGUGAGCUUUCGGAGCUCAUCGAUACCCCGAUGACGUUUAGCCGGGGCCUUGCCGAGCCGUCGUUUGCUUCCAAGUGGCUAGGAGAACUUCGUUAUGAAAGUCAAAAAGCGCACAUCCCAGUGGCUGCAGCAUCGUUGUAUGCAGGGGGUGCUGACACAACUGUAUCGGCUAUUUCAACUUUUUUUGUAGCCAUGCUUCAUUAUUCUGAAGUACAAAAGCUUGCCCAGAAGGAGAUCGACGCUGUCAUCGGCAGGGACCGACUACCUACGUUGGCUGAUCGGGACCUCUUGCCUUACGUAGAAGCAUUAUAUAAAGAAGUCUUACGAUGGCAGCCGCUUGGACCAAUAGGUAUACCUCAUAGACUCGGGUCAGACAUUGAUGAUGAAUAUAAAGGUAUGCGUAUUCCGGCUAACGCAAUGGUUAUUGCAAAUAUUUGGAACAUGGUCCGAGAUCCGGCAGUCUAUCACGACCCAGAGACUUUUAACCCCUCUCGCUAUUUGGGGCCGGAGUCGGAAUCUAACCCAGAGGACGUCGUAUUUGGAUUCGGUAGGCGUCGCUGUCCUGGGAUCAAUGUGGCCAGGUCAUCGGUUUGGUUUUCCAUUGCACUCACAUUGGCCGCCUAUGAUGUGACGCCAUCGAUUGGAGACGAUGGGAACCCGAUUUUACCUGCACUGGAAUACUCGAAUGCGACUAUCAGGCAUCCGAAGCCGUUCCAGUGCACCAUCACUCCGCGAUCGGAGACGUUGAAGACAAUAAUUGAGACUAUGUCACUAUGA